AAUCCGAUCCGGGGCUGGGCCAGGCCCUACUUAACCCAGCCUGGGUGUCCAGAAAUGCGCCGAGCGGAGCAGAGCAGAGCUGGGAGCCAGAGCAAGAUGAUGAUGGUUAUGCAGCCCGAGGGUCUGGGGGUGGGAGAGAGAUCCUUUGCUGGCGGCGGCGAGUACAUGGAACAAGAGGAAGACUGGGACCGCGACCUGCUGCUGGAUCCAGCCUGGGAGAAGCAGCAGCGGAAAACCUUCACUGCCUGGUGCAACUCACACCUGCGCAAGGCAGGCACCCAGAUUGAGAACAUCGAGGAAGAUUUCCGCAAUGGCCUCAAGCUCAUGCUUCUCCUGGAGGUCAUUUCAGGAGAGAGACUGCCCAGGCCAGAUAAAGGGAAGAUGCGUUUCCAUAAAAUUGCCAAUGUCAACAAAGCCCUGGACUUCAUUGCCAGCAAGGGAGUUAAGCUGGUAUCCAUCGGUGCUGAAGAGAUCGUUGACGGGAACCUGAAGAUGACCCUGGGUAUGAUCUGGACCAUCAUCCUUCGCUUUGCCAUCCAGGACAUCUCGGUGGAGGAAACCUCAGCCAAGGAAGGCUUGCUCCUAUGGUGCCAGCGGAAGACAGCACCAUACCGCAAUGUCAACGUGCAGAACUUCCACACCAGCUGGAAGGACGGCCUGGCCCUCUGUGCUCUCAUCCACCGACACCGCCCUGACCUCAUCGACUAUGCCAAACUGCGUAAGGAUGAUCCCGUUGGCAACCUGAACACUGCCUUUGAGGUGGCAGAGAAAUACCUGGAUAUCCCCAAGAUGUUGGAUGCAGAAGACAUCGUGAACACCCCAAAGCCAGAUGAGAAGGCUGUCAUGACCUACGUUUCCUGCUUCUACCAUGCCUUUGCUGGGGCUGAGCAGGCAGAGACAGCUGCCAACAGGAUCUGCAAGGUGCUGGCGGUGAACCAGGAAAAUGAAAAGCUGAUGGAGGAGUAUGAGAAGCUCGCCAGUGAGCUGCUGGAGUGGAUCCGCCGCACGGUCCCAUGGUUGGAGAACCGAGUGGGUGAGCCCAGCAUGAGUGCCAUGCAGCGUAAGCUGGAGGACUUUCGGGACUACCGGCGCCUGCACAAGCCACCCCGCGUGCAGGAGAAGUGCCAACUGGAGAUCAACUUCAACACUCUGCAGACCAAGCUGCGGCUGAGCCACCGGCCCGCCUUCAUGCCUUCUGAGGGCAAGCUGGUCUCGGACAUUGCCAAUGCGUGGCGCGGGCUAGAGCAGGUGGAAAAGGGCUAUGAGGACUGGUUGCUCUCGGAGAUUCGGCGCCUGCAGCGGCUCCAGCACCUGGCUGAGAAAUUCCGGCAGAAGGCCUCCCUGCACGAAGCCUGGACCCGGGGCAAGGAGGAUAUGCUGAGCCAGCGCGACUAUGAGUCGGCCUCGCUGCAGGAGGUGCGGGCGCUGCUGCGGCGCCACGAGGCCUUUGAGAGCGACCUGGCGGCGCACCAGGACCGCGUGGAGCAUAUCGCCGCGCUAGCCCAGGAGCUCAACGAACUGGACUACCACGAGGCAACCUCCGUGAACAGCCGCUGCCAGGCCAUCUGUGACCAGUGGGACAACCUGGGCACGCUGACCCAGAAGAGGCGGGACGCGCUAGAGCGGAUGGAAAAGCUCCUGGAGACCAUUGACCAGCUGCAGCUGGAGUUUGCCCGGCGGGCCGCACCCUUCAACAACUGGCUGGAUGGUGCUGUGGAAGACCUGCAGGAUGUAUGGCUUGUGCACUCCGUGGAGGAGACCCAGAGCCUGGUGACAGCCCACGAGCAGUUCAAGGCCACUCUGCCUGAGGCUGACCGAGAGCGAGGUGCCAUCAUGGGCAUCCAGGGUGAGAUCCAGAAGAUCUGCCAAACGUAUGGGCUGCGGCCCAGCUCCUCCAACCCCUACAUCAGCCUCAGCCCGCAGGACAUCAACAACAAGUGGGACAAGAUCCGAAAGCUGGUGCCCAGCCGUGACCAGACACUGCAGGAGGAGUUGGCACGGCAGCAGGUGAACGAGAGGCUCCGGCGACAGUUUGCAGCCCAGGCCAAUGCCGUCGGACCAUGGAUCCAGGCAAAGGUGGAGGAAGUGGGGAGGCUGGCAGCAGGGCUGAUUGGCUCUCUGGAGGACCAGAUGGCUGGGCUGCGGCAGCAGGAGCAGAACAUUAUCAACUAUAAGAGCAAUAUUGACCGGCUAGAGGGUGACCACCAGCUGUUGCAGGAGAGCCUGGUGUUCGACAACAAGCACACCGUCUAUAGCAUGGAGCACAUCCGCGUGGGCUGGGAGCAGCUGCUCACUUCUAUUGCCCGCACAAUCAAUGAGGUGGAAAACCAGGUACUGACCCGAGACGCCAAAGGCCUGAGUCAGGAGCAGCUCAAUGAGUUCCGGGCAUCCUUCAACCAUUUUGACCGGAAGCGGAACGGGAUGAUGGAGCCCGAUGACUUCCGUGCUUGCCUCAUCUCCAUGGGCUAUGACUUGGGGGAAGUGGAGUUUGCUCGCAUCAUGACCAUGGUGGACCCAAAUGCAGCUGGGGUCGUGACCUUCCAGGCCUUUAUUGACUUCAUGACCCGAGAGACAGCAGAGACUGACACAGCUGAGCAAGUUGUGGCCUCUUUCAAGAUCCUGGCAGGAGACAAGAGCUACAUUACCCCUGAGGAGCUGCGGCGGGAGCUGCCAGCCGAGCAGGCUGAGUACUGCAUCCGCCGUAUGGUAUCCUACAAGGGAUCUGGGGCCCCGCCUGGAGCCCUGGACUACGUGGCCUUCUCCAGUGCACUCUAUGGGGAAAGUGACCUCUGACCUCCACCACUGAAGCUCUCCACGAAAGAUGGAGGGAGGGAGCUCCCUGGGGCUGAGCCCAUCUAUCCCUCAGAGCAAGGGCCUUAGAGCUCAGCCAGCCAAGUUUUUCUGAAUAAAGAUCUAUCUGUGGGCCUCU
Molecule: messenger RNA, 2929 nt
Organism: Otolemur garnettii (small-eared galago)
Lineage: Eukaryota; Metazoa; Chordata; Mammalia; Primates; Galagidae
Gene: ACTN3
Product: actinin alpha 3
Exons: 21
Coding region: 55-2793 (912 amino acids)
Biological process (GO): muscle cell development; actin cytoskeleton organization
Cellular component (GO): plasma membrane; cell junction; Z disc
Molecular function (GO): calcium ion binding; actin filament binding
Source: RefSeq, a predicted model, not a curated record